Molecule: messenger RNA, 6181 nt
Organism: Microcebus murinus (gray mouse lemur)
Lineage: Eukaryota; Metazoa; Chordata; Mammalia; Primates; Cheirogaleidae
Source: RefSeq, a predicted model, not a curated record
AGGCUGACUCCAUGGCACGCUAGCCCAGGCAACAGAGUGAGACUCUGUCUCAAAAAAAUAAAAUAAAAUAAAAUGUUCCGAGAGCCUCAAUCUUAACACAUUUAUUAAGUAGCACUGAUCUUCAGAUUACUGUUCUCUAAAACAAGUGUGAGAAGUGAAUAAAAUCAAAAUUAAUUUUUAAAUAAGUGUUUUUAAAUUUCCACUGUUCCUUUUCUAAAGGAUAAAGGGCUGAAGCGCUGUUUAGAUUCACUGUAAGCAAGCUUUUGGUGACUCUAGUGGGCAUAGAUGCACUUAAGAUGUUAAAAGGUACACCCCCAGUGCUUCGUGCUCUGCCUCUUGGCUUCUAACAGGAAAGACCGAUUUCUAGUGCUUUCACUUUGAGCCAUAUUUUCACAAGCAAGUGAAGUCAUUAAACAACUUUACGUAUGUGAGAUCAAAACUAUGGUUUCCUAGUUUUGCAUUAGGAAGAAAAUAUCCUGAAUAGAAUGUUUACUUGAAAUAAUGAUGAUAAAUAAUAAGUGUUCACAAUGUGGUAGAAACUAAAACACAAUCUCAGCUUUAACUUUUAAGUAAUAAUGAUAGCUCUCAUUUAUUGAGCACCUUAUUAUACAUCCUAGGCAUUGUCCUAGGUGUUGCAUGUUUAAUAUCUCUAAUUCUCACCUGUAAGUAGGUGUUCUUAUUACAGUUUUACCUAUUAAGAAACUGACAUCAGAAAAGUUAAGAAACUUGUCCAACAUCCCAUAGUUAAGUAGCAGAUUGGGAUUGGAAUUCAGCUGUGACUGAACCCUAGAAUGAAUUCAUGGUACCUGAUUCCAAAUGCCAUGUUCUUUUCAUUAUCUGCAUUGACUUUUCAAUUAUUUAAAACUCUAGAAAGAUGAGCAAAGAUUAAUUUCAGCUUACCUAAGAAGAUAAGAAUUAAAACAAGUAUGCUUACUCUAGUUAAAAGAAAAAUAAAUCUCAUGUCAGACAAAAAAAAAAUCACUGUCAGAGUUUAAACCAUCUUAAGCCAAUACCAAAAUCUUAUACUACAGAGAGGUCAAAUUGGCCUACUUGUGAGUCACCCCGGUUUCCCAGCCGAUGGGCGUUGGCACACUGGGGCACCCACGUGGUAAACAGGGGGUGCCAAGAUGUUGACACCCACAGCUCUGGGGCAACACAGUGGAAAGUGGGGAGGCCACAGGCCCAGACAAACUGCAGGCCGGGAACGGCCGGGUGGGUUUCGUGCAGCAGGCCACACAAACGUGACCCUUUUUGACGUGUGGCAAGCCUGGAAAGUCAGUCGGGAAGCACUGGGCCAGGGAGUGCCAACGUAGGGGGUGUCCUGAGGGAUUUUUUAAGUAAGUGUAAGAGUUCGUCUUUGCUCCUGAUACCACUCUCCCAUUGUAGUUAUUUACAGCCUCGAGCCAGUUGAUUUUUCCUGUAUUUCAUAUUUGGUUUGAAAGAGACAUGGACCCCUAAGUAGUUUGCUGUAAAAUAGGCGACAGAGCUGUAUCCCGGGCUCUGCGUUCAAGUGUGACCGCCUUCUGCCAGGGUCACUUUGUGUAGAUAAGACAAUCAACCAAAAGAACAAUUUGUAUUCAGUAUAGUCGCAGUUCUCUCUGAGAGAAAAACCAAAUACCUUAGAGAUCAUGCAGUCGUUAAAUUAUACUGAAAUAAGGACUGACUGACUACCUAACCCUGAGCGCAGUUCUUAAAUGAGAAGUGAGAUUUAUAACUUCAGAGUGCUAUUAUGAAUAGUUGUAGUGAUAUUUGAACCCAUUUGAGUAUAUUCAAUAUCAUUUAAUAUCUGAACGAUAUUCAGAAAAAAAUCGCUGGAAUUUUAAUUCAGAUGCUCAGUAUAUUAUUGUUAAAUUGUACAUUCAUUACUUGUCUAUUCUAUUUAGAUUUGUUUUGAAAGUUUCUUUAAAUAAAUAUUGUUACCAAAACUACAGAACACUAUAUUACAAAGUAUUAUUUAUUGAAUUUAAUCCAUGGAAAUACUCUAUUUUUACUCCUCUUUGAGAGGUACUUGUGUUUUUGAUACAUCGCCAUUAAGUGCUUUUGACAUGAGAAGAUAUUUUCAUGUUUUUAUAAAACUGAUUGUUAACAGAUGUAGCAUUUUAGGAUACUUUACAGGUAGUCCUUGCUUUUUCACUGAAAUGUAAAUCGGAAAGAUUCCCUGGGAAACAGAACAAGAUCAAAGCCAUCCAUUUUACCUGUGACCUGUUUUGAUUAACAGAAAGCAUCAACUACUCAUUCUCGCCACCAGAUGGCGUUUUUCUAUAAACUGAAGUGCUAACUUUGCCUCUCCCUGCUGCUGUGUGUUCAUCUCUGCACUGAGCACCAAUAAAGCGAGUAGUAGCUUUGGGGGAGGUGACUGACAAAGAUAGGACCCCGGAGAGGGGGUGCAGAUGCAUGCUUAUUUAAAUGACCACAGUAUUCUAGCAGUAGGUUGCAAUGACAAGGGGGACAAAUGAAAUAAAUGCAAGGUUUUUUAGAGACUAUCUAAUGGGCAGCUAUAGGAAAAACAUAAAACAACACAAAACAAGGACUGCCUUUGCAUAGUCUGAAAUAUUUUAAAAUAUACUUAUUUGUAUUCUUUUUGCAUUGUGAAAAAAAAACAACAAAAUUUUGUGUGAUAGUUUUGAUGGUGCAAGGUAGAAUUUCUACCUAGUUUUGAAUGAAUGUUUUUUUAAGGAGGUGAGAAUGUUACGGUGCUAAACUUGCCAAGGAAGAGACCAUUGAAAUGCUGAUAAAUUUAGUAAUCUUUUUCAACAUGUUGAGGGGGCAAAGAUUAAAGACAAUGCCAUAUAAAAAUAAAAUUGUAAAUCUGUUUCAGAUAGCUAACUUGAGUUUCAGUUAAUUCAGUGUGUAAUACCUAUUAAUGACCUUUGUUUACAAUAAAAAUUCUAUAAAUUGUUUGCUGUUCCUUUUUUAAUGGUUAUAUAUUAACAGGUUUCUACUCAAUCAUGCAAACUUGGUGGAUUCAAUUAUGGCUUGAAAACGCAACAGUAUCAGUUAUUUAUGUAAUCUGUCUGGAAUGCUAGAACUCAGGGUUAGAAAGUCCCACGUUCCCAGUUUGGAAAGUCCUGCCUACCCUCUGUGCAUUGCAGAAGGCCUCUCUCCAGUCAGUGGCUCUUCCCCAGGGCCCCAGGGAAUGCCCACACUCACGUGGCAGGAGAGGAAAGGGUGACUGAGGCUUGCCACUGAGCAGCUGGGACGACAGGAUGGGUGGAGCCUAGAGGCUGAGGUCUUAAAUCCUCACCUGGCUUGAUCCAGAUAUAGACCCAUUUGAGAACUACCGAGGAUCUUAAGGCAUUAUGAAAAUCUUCUGUUUCAGAGUUAUCACCAUAGUUAUAGGUCUUUAUUUUACUGGGACGAUGACAAAUCCAUCAAGAAAAAGCAGCAUUCCAUUCAAUUCUGAGUGCCAGUGGAGUGAGUAUCUUCUGACAAAUUGUUCUUUUACCAGAAAGCAUGAUAUACCUGUGGGCGUACCACAGACAGCAGCCACAGUGGAUAGAAGUCUCAGUUUCUUUAGAGUUCUCUUACAGUCUCACACGAGAAAAGAAUGGAAAAGAAAACACCUGGACCUCAGUAACAAUCUCAUAUCGAAAAUAACCUUAAGGCCUCUCGCCUAUUUGCGCACUUUGGAGGUAUUAAACCUCAGCAACAAUGCCAUCCUCUCCGUCUUAUUGCAUCUGCCCAGGCCUAAGUCUUCAUGGGUGAGAAGCCCCAGAGGCAGCUUCACAAACGGGCUUCCGUUCCUAAAGGUGCUAGUUCUGCAAAGAAAUAAACUCAGCGCCGUUCCCAAAGGACUAUGGAAGCUGAAGUCGUUGCAGAGUUUGGAUCUGUCAUUCAAUGGGAUAUUGCAAAUCGGGUUAACUGAUUUUCACAAGUGCCUGCAACUGGAGAACCUCUAUUUAAAGAGCAACAAGAUAUUCAGAAUUCACCCAGAAGCCUUCAGGGAUCUCAAAAAAUUACAGGUUGUAGACCUCAGCAACAACGCUCUGACCGCUGUUCUACCGAUGAUGGUCAUGGCCCUAGAACUGCCCCAUCUGCAGGUGGACUUGGCCGGCAACCGAUGGCAAUGUGACAGCAGCAUGGCAGUCUUCCAAAAUUUCAUUUCUGAAUCCUGGAGGAAAAACUGGAAUGUCAUUUGCAAUAAGUCUCUUGCUGCAGGGAACGACGAGGCACGCCACCGUCCUCCCGUGCACGUGAGCCGCGGCAGUGUCGCUGCAGCGGGGUGGCCCGGGCCGGGCGGGCACCUGGGCGCCCCGACCCCAGGGCGGCGCAGACGCGCGCGGGACGUGCGCGCCGCGGACCGCGAGGAGGACGCCGCGGGGUCCCUGGCGCUGGCCGUCAGCCUGUCGGUGGUCAUCACGUUCCUCGCGGCUUUCUGCCUGGGCGCUGUCGCCAGGCCUUACCUUGACCGACUGUGGCGACGGAGUGGCUGCCGCGGGCGCCCCCGCCCGGCCCGCGCCUACUCCAACGCGGGCUUCUACGAGGACGUCGUCGGGGACAGCGCCCCGCGCCCCUGCGAGAACCGGGACCGGCUCUGGGUGGCAGCGCCCAGCCCGCACGGCGCCGCCGCCAGUCCCGGUUGGGCCCCGGGAGGGGACGGCUGGGGACCCAGCGGGCGCGACCGUCCCCGCCCACACCCUGACGCCUGCGACCGCGGAGCGGCUCCAGCGCUGGCGCAGGGCCGCGCCUACAGCAGUGACGUUCCCGGGGACCUGGACUAUGACACUGUGGCCCAGGAACAGCCUGCAGCGGGCGUCCCGUCGGUGGCUGGCACGUCCCCAACUGUCUUGGGCUGCAGCCCCAGCGGCUGGGACCCCGCGCUCUCUAGAGCAGCGGCAGCUUCUGGCUGGGAGAUGCAUCUGAAAGCACGGGGGACUGGAGAGAGCCAGGAGGGAGGCGACACCGCGCAGUCACCCUGGGGAGGUGCGCGUUGGCCGAUGGCGUUUUGCAAGGAAAUACCAGCGAGCGCGCCCCAGGGUUUGCGGGGCGCCCCGCAGCACAGGCUCGAGGGGGCUGAUGCCCCGGGACACACGGCCCCAGCUGCCUUUCCUCCCACCUGGGGCGGCUGCCUGGAUGUCGAGGAGCCGGUGCGCGAGGCUGCCCCUGCUGACAGUCAGCCCGGGCUGGAGAGCCACCACCACUACGACGACAGCGACGACGACGACGACGAAGGCUCCCUGUUCACUAUGAGCUCCGUGAGUUCGGAGGGGGCCGGGGACGGCUGGGAGGCCGGGGAGCCCCUGCAGGACGAGGGCUCAGGGGCAAGCAGGGACAACGUGACGUCACCAGCCAGUCUUGGGGACAGCGUCACCUUCCAGAAUAUUCUAGGGAGCUGCGAGAAUCCGGGAGACGGGUUUGAGGAACCUCUCGUUUCUGGUGCAGACUCUGGUCUCUGCAAGACUCCUCCGGAAAACGCCUCUGACCUCAGUGCAUUUGAGGGUCCGUCACCCUUGCCCAGGUCACUGGGGAAUAGUGCCACAGCGCAUGAGAUGCCCGGCGUGUGUGUUUAUGACACGGAGCCUGAAUCCGAGCCAGCAAAAUGGCACUGCUCGCUUAGAGACUUGGAAUUUUUCAGCGUGGACGUCCUGCCACCAACGCCACCGAAUUCUGCAGAGCCUGAUGAGAGCGUCAGAGACUCGGGCAUCUGUCAACAAAAACCUUCCCCUCGGGGAGCAGGCACAGCCCAAAGAGAGAUUCCUUUCGAGAUCACCGCGGGGCAAACCGUGAGACCCUCACAACAAGACCCUGAGGGGGAUGGGAAUUCCGACGAGCUGGAAACUGAGGCAGAUGAUGGGUUUGCGUGUCCACCUGCGGACUGGGAUUCCAGCAAAGCUAUAAGCCAGAUGCAAUUGUUACAGUCCGAUGGUGAUGAACCCGCUCUUCGGAGGGAAGGAGGAGGAGGGGAAUAUUUCGAAGAUGGUUCCAAGCACCAUGCACCCUCAUUCCGAGAGCUUCCAAAGGAAACCAGCUCGCUAAGAGCACAAGAGCGCCUCAGUGACGGAGACUGGGGUGAAUAUUCAGAGGAGAAUCUGUUGCCCUUAGAAAAAGGUGGUUCUGGCGUUCAUUCCCAAAGGCAGACCCAGAGCAGUCCGUUGGGGGCUGGUGUUCUAGGUGAAGAACAGCUAAACCACGACAAAGACAAGGGCAUUCAACCCGAUAACCAAACGGAAUUCAAGUGACA